This is a messenger RNA of Notothenia coriiceps (black rockcod), 1588 nucleotides long. It is a transcript of the gene clrn2, whose product is annotated as clarin 2. Bases 240 to 941 code for a protein of 233 amino acids. Lineage: Eukaryota; Metazoa; Chordata; Actinopteri; Perciformes; Nototheniidae. The record is from RefSeq and is a predicted model, not a curated record. The transcript has 3 exons.
GGCAUGGAUAGAGUUUCUCCCGGUAACGGAUCUCUCUGACCACCGUAGAUUCAGUUUCUCCUCCUCAGUGACUCCGCAGUGACGCCCUAAGAGGAACAACAACACUUGUCCUUUAUCCGAGAAUGAUUAUAUUUGUCUUUUUACAAACUUCAGACUAAACUCAUGGUGAUCGCCGAGUGUGCGUGGCGGUCGCUGCCCGGUGUAGUGUUACCUUCCUCCGGGCACCAUGGGCUCGUAAGAUGCCUUCGCUGUGGAAACGGAUAACCUUCUCGGCGGCCUCGGUGCUCUGCGUCGGCUCGGUGGUGCUGCUUGUUGUGGCUCUAUCUACGGAGCGCUGGGUCGCCGGACGGAUCCUGUGCAAAACCGGGGCGGAGAUAGUAAACGCUUCCCACCCGGAGCUGGAGCAGUUCAUCGGGGACAUUUACUACGGUUUGUUCCAGGGAGGCAAGACCAAGAAGUGCGGGCUUGGCAACAGGCGCUCCAAAAUAUACAUUUUCCCAAAUCUGGUGCGGACGUUGAACAGCGGCCUCCACAUGAUGGUGAUCCUCUUCCUGCUGGUGGCUGUGGGCUUUGCUCUGGUCAGUCUGUCUUUCUGCAUCUACAACGCACGGAAAGUUCCCUACCAGAGCAUCAAAGGGCACAAAGGACUCUACUUGUGGAACUUCAUUGCCGCUUUCUUUGCUUCCCUGGGCCUCCUGUGUUUCCUGGCAGCUGUGAAGCACCACAGUCUGACGGAGCGAGUAGCCAAUCAUCGGGAGAACCUCUUCGUGCUGGAUGUGCUGGACGACAGCCUGGACUGGUCCUUCUGGCUGGGUGUGGGCAGCAUUGCCACUCACUUUGCCGUAUGUGGAGUGGUUGCAAUGAGCCGGAUCAAACUGCCCAAACCAGAGAUUAAGAAACCUGAAGAACCCACCAUCUCUUCUCUGGACCUGCUUUACUGAGGGACUGAGAGAGGAGCAUUUACUGGUGGUUACUGGAGCAAAACACAAUGACUGACAGUAAAACCAACCCUGUGGACAGUGCUACUCAGACUUAAUGAAUGCACAAAUUCCUGCAGCCCAAUCAUUCUUCUGCAUUCUGGACAUCCUUUAUAACUGCACAAUUUAAAUAAAUCAUUAUUAUUGUCAUUAUAUGUAUAGCAUGUCAUUAACUGUGUUUUCCAGUCACUUUAAUCAUUUUCAAGUCAGUUUUUACAGUAUUAUUCUAUAGAAAGUGUAAAGUAUGCAUGAAUAAUGGGGAGUUUUGGUUUUAUGUCAUAAAUCAAAUCCAAAGAACAUUACUAAGAAUGAUCCUUUGAUUUGAUUUGUCCGUUAUGAAGUGAAUUCACAAGCUGUUAAAAAAAAGUCAUUACACCGGUUAGAUUAGUUAUAAAGUCUUGGAUGCUAAAAGCUUGUGACAAACAGAAAUUUAAAGUAGACAUCCAUUAAAUAAUAACCUGGAGUAUGUGUUUCAUCUUAUUGUCUAUGUGUUUUAUUGUUGUUAUUAUCUUCCCAUGAUCUGAAGCUUUGUAUUGAAAUGUUUUUAUUUGUUUUCUAAAGUAAUAUAAUUAUUACAAUUAAUCACAAAGCACAACUUUACAGAUAACAAA